Copidosoma floridanum is the source of this 978-nucleotide messenger RNA. RefSeq lists its product as uncharacterized. Lineage: Eukaryota; Metazoa; Arthropoda; Insecta; Hymenoptera; Encyrtidae. The record is from RefSeq and is a predicted model, not a curated record.
AUGGCCCCCUUACCAGAUUCACGAGUCACACCUUCCCGCGCUUUUGGCCACACGGGUGUCGACUACGCCGGGCCUUUUUCAGUACUUGCGUCAAAAGGACGAGGCAUACGCACUACGAAGGGUAACAUCGCUGUCUUCGUGUGCAUGACGACAAAGGCUCUACACCUCGAGCUCGUCGGUGAUCUCUCCACAGCCGCCUUCCUAGGCGCUCUCGCUCGGUUCACCGGUCGUCGCGGUCGACCCUCUGAACUCUGGAGCGACAAUGCCACUUGCUUUCGCCGCGCUGAUCUGAAGCUGCUCGAGGCGUUACAAAUUGCGGAGAUCGACUGGGACCUCGUUGCCGGCUCUCUCGCUUCGCAAAGUAUUGCUUGGCACUUCAUCCCCCCCGGAGCUCCACAUUUCGGCGGACUCUGGGAAGCCGCCAUCAAGUCAGUCAAAGGCCACCUCCGACGCGCAAUAGGCUCCCGUCAUCUGACCUACGAGGAAUUCUCCACCGUACUAGUUGGGAUUGAGAUGGUGCUCAACGGAAGGCUUUUGACACCGCUCUCCGGCGACCCUUCCGACCUCGAGGUACUUACACCAGGCCACUUCCUUGUUGGAGCCCCACUCGAUUCCAUCAUCCAGCCCGGGCCUCCCACUGAGAACUUGGACGCUCUCUCGCAUUGGGACCUCGUGAGAGCAAUUCGGGCUCAGUUCUGGUCACGCUGGAGCCGAAAGUACCUUAAUACACUCCAGCAGAGGCCGAAAUGGACCGUUGCUCGCCGAAUUCUUGCCGUCGGUGACUUCGUCAUCUUACUGGACGCCACCCUCCUCCAAUCGAGCGGUUGUUGGCCGCUAGGUCGCAUCAUUCGCGCCCAGCCAGGUCCUGAUGGGUUGGUGCGCGCGGUCACCGUGAGCAACUGGCGAGUACGUGCGACCGAUUGUCAAACUGGCCUUGCUCCACGUAGCAAACCCCAGUCCACCAACGCCACCCCCUGA